AUGAAAUCAAACACACCUCUCAAAAAAGGGCAUGUUUCUAAUAAACCGUGGCUUGUUUCAGUUUUAUUCCCCUAUUACUUCCCUGUAUCUGCUGCUUCCUGGCCAAGGAACCAUGCGCUGGUUUGGUGCCAAGACCACGCCGCCUUUUGCCUCGGCUCCGCAGCCUCCCGCGUGCUGCGGCAGGCCCAGGUCACAGAAACCACGCAGGAAAAGGAUCCUGCAGCGGUGGCGGCUCCUGUGACCGAGUGCUUUUUGUUUACUAACCGCGCUCCCUCUGUACCGGGGUGUAUCUGGGGGCUCUCCGAGGAUCUGUUACCCCGGAAUCCGAACCUCUCUCUCUCGGUGUUAACUGAGAUAAUAGCUACUCAGGAGCUUAAAAUACUUCUAGUUGGUUUGGAUGCUGCUGGUAAGACAACUAUUCUUUAUAAACUGAAGCUAGGAGAAAUUGUCACCACAAUUCCCACUAUUGGUUUUAACGUGGAAACAGUAGAAUAUAAAAACAUUUGUUUCACAGUUUGGGAUGUUGGUGGUCAAGAUAAAAUUAGACCUCUUUGGAGGCAUUAUUUCCAAAACACACAGGGCCUCAUUUUUGUGGUAGACAGCAAUGACAGAGAGAGGAUCCAGGAAGCAGCAGAAGAGCUGCAGAAAAUGCUUCAGGAGGAUGAGCUGCGAGAUGCAGUGCUGCUUCUGUUUGCGAACAAACAAGAUCUGCCAAAUGCCAUGGCAAUCAGUGAAAUGACAGAUAAACUAGGUCUUCAGUCUCUGCGUAACAGAACUUGGUAUGUCCAGGCUACCUGUGCUACGCAAGGAACUGGUCUGUAUGAGGGACUUGACUGGCUGUCAAAUGAACUCUCAAAACGCUAACUCAAACUGGAUGACUCUUUCACCAGGGACAUGUUUGAUAUAAGUGGUCUAGGCUUGUUACAACUGAGUUAGUUUGCAUCUUGGUUAUUACAGUAUCUGGAACUGAUAUUUGGGCAGAAUAUUACAGCGUUUCAACUUAUUUUGUUGCCAAUUAUUGUUUACCGAGCUACAUGUUGCAAAGGUAGCAAUAUGCUUGGGUAAAAAUCUCCUUAACUUGGAAAAAGUGUAUCUUCUGAUUUUAUUGCCCUUGUUAGUCUAAAUGCCUGAAUAUAGUUAUUGUGACAUCUUUCAGAUCUGUUUUGAAUACUCUCUUGAGCCCAAAUAAAUUAAUGUUUUAAUUUUUUUUUCCUCCCUGCUACUUUUAGUUUACUGAUGCCCUGUUUCAUUCCUCAGACAGUCUGCUGAUUUAAAAAUGUAGCAUUCCGUAUGUAUUUAUUUCUCUCCCUUGCCAAAAAGAAUUCCUAAUACUGCUUGUUCCAGCCAAGGAAAUGCUCUAAAACACUAUACAAAUCUACUGCACUGAGGAACAUUUUAUUAAUCCUUGGGUCUGUCAGCCCAACUUGCCUUUGUGUGAAUUGGAUUUGAUGGGUAGAAUAGUUCUGUGCUGGUUGCGAAGAGCUCAUGUUGAGGUUGUUUUUAAUAUUCAGCAGAUUGUCUUCCUUUCUAUUGUAUCUUUUUUUUUUUUAUGUUGCAUGUUGCUUUUUGGUAUCAGCCUGACUAUUUUUGCCCAGUGUAUAAUAGUUCUGCUGAAGUUUUACUGUUUGUUGGUGAACAUAUCUUCAUAAAGAAAUUUUGGAAAAUUCAUCAAACUCAAUGGAUUAGUUUCUUCAUAACCCACUUGGAAUUAUUCCUAAUAAAAUGAUAAAAUGUAUAGUUCUGUGUAUGCUCUUCUUGUUUCCUGAAAUAGUUGAACUGCAAGUUACCACUAGUGAGCUUUCAUGCAGCUUGAAUGUGAACAUCAGUCUCAGAUUUUCACUUGUUUGGAGCUAUGUAGUGCGGGCCAUGGAAGGUGGGCAACAAAGCUGUAUACAGUGCAGUAGUGUAGCUGUCAUCAAGACUUAUACAAUUCUGUAAGUGUCUUUUGAAGUUGUGAAUCUAAAACUCCCUUUAAGAUAUCCAGAUAUGAAAAUACUAAUAGUUACAAAAAUUGUAAUAAAACAAAUAUGAUCUGCCUGAAAAGCA
Messenger RNA from Opisthocomus hoazin, 2046 nucleotides. The record is from RefSeq and is a predicted model, not a curated record. NCBI's taxonomy places the organism in Eukaryota, Metazoa, Chordata, Aves, Opisthocomiformes, Opisthocomidae.